This is a messenger RNA of Neurospora tetrasperma FGSC 2508, 1098 nucleotides long. RefSeq lists its product as uncharacterized. Bases 1 to 1098 code for a protein of 365 amino acids. Lineage: Eukaryota; Fungi; Ascomycota; Sordariomycetes; Sordariales; Sordariaceae. The record is from RefSeq and is a predicted model, not a curated record. The transcript is spliced from 3 exons.
AUGCCCGACUUUGACUUCGAGGCCGCGAAAGAGAGUUUGGCGGGCUACAUCACACUCUUUGGAGAAGCUGCUGGCGAAAGUGAUGGUUCUUUGCCCUGGACAAUCUUCCUGCACGCUACCCAAAAAGUUAACACUGUGGCUCAGAGCUUGCAGGAACGCUUGGAGGAAUGCCGCACCGAGUUUGAUCAAAUCAAGUCACACCGUGAAGAGAUUGCCGCCCGAGAGCGAGCCGUGGAGCAACAAGAGGCAAAUGCUCAGCAAACCCUUCAGCAGGCUGAGGACAAGGACCGGGAGACCCAGGAAAAGCUCAAUCAACUAGCCGAAAACCGCCGCCAGCAUCAGGAUCACGAGUUGCAGCUCAACACCAGACAGAUGGAGCUUGAUAGCCAGAAAGAGCAGCAGGGAAGAGAGCUCCAGGCACUCAACGAGGAAAAGGCUGUCGUGGCGCGAGAGAAACAAGAUGUUGCUCGCAACCAGAACACGUUGGGGGAGCUACGAAAGGAGAUCGAGGAGCGUGUGCGGGCACAGAUCAGACUAGACGACCAACUCGCGGACUUCCAGCGUGUCACAUCAGUCCUUGAGCAGCAGUUCCCGUCAAUCCUAGAGCAGCAGCUCGCGCCAGCUCUCCAGAAGCUGGACAACGUCUCGGCGCGAGUCCAAGCGAUUGAAGGACUCAUGGAGAGAACCAGUCACUUACAGGACCGUCUCGAAUCGGCCCAAAACACGGCCACACAAACCACAUCAAUCAUCGAGCAGCAGCUCGCAACAGCCCUCAACCAGUUGGAGAGCGUGUCGGGGCAAGUACAAGCAAUCCAAAGAGUUGUGGAGGACCUCCUCAAAGAGCAGCUUGAACCGGCACUCGACAAGCUGCAAAAUGUGCCAGCGGGCUUACAGGCGAUUGAAAGAAUCAUCAGUGGCAUCGGUCGGUUGGAUGACCGCCUAGUAUCGACCGAGAACACCACUCGAAUGACGGAAAAGGAGCACGAUCGCAUGAUUAUGGAGUUGCGAGCCGAGAUCAUAACCGCCGUAUAUUUAAGAGAGGACGUUCGAGAGCUCAGACAAGCGGUCGACGAUAUUCGCAAGGUCCCCGAGCUUUGA